GGGAGAGGCGGUCGGCGGUCGGCAGCGGGCACCGGCCGCGCGAGCAGGUACCCGCAGCGGAGGUGGCCAGGCCGCCCCGCGGGCGAGCGAGAAGACGGAGGCUCCGGCUCGCCGCGCCCCCAUGCUGCGGUGAGCCCUUGCAUUCGGCGCACUUGUCGCCGCGCCGCGCCGGCCCCAGCGAGCCGGCUUUCCCCGCCCUCCUGCCCGGGCCCUACCUGCGGCCGCCGUCGGGAGAAGGGGUCCCUCCAGCUCUGCAGAGCCGCAUGAACAAUAGGCGGCGGCGGCUCCUGCGGGCGGCGACAGCCCCGCACCCUAUGGAUCGGCCGCUCCAUGGAGCCCUCCAGAGCGCUUCUCGGCUGCCUGGCGAGCGCCGCCGCUGUCGCCCCGCCGGGGGAGGAUGGAGCGGGGGCCGGGGCCGAGGAGGAGGAGGAAGAGGAGGAGGAGGCGGCGGCCGCCACUGGGGAGCUGGGCUCCGACGCGCCGCUGCCUUACUGGACGGCCGUGUUCGAGUACGAGGCGGCGGGAGAGGACGAGCUGACCCUGCGGCUGGGCGACGUUGUGGAGGUGCUAUCCAAGGACUCGCAGGUGUCCGGCGACGAGGGCUGGUGGACCGGGCAACUGAACCAGCGGGUGGGCAUCUUCCCCAGCAACUACGUGACCCCGCGCAGCGCCUUCUCCAGUCGUUGCCAGCCCGGCGGCGAAGACCCCAGUUGCUACCCGCCCAUUCAGUUGUUUGAGAUUGAUUUUGCAGAGUUAACCCUGGAAGAGAUUAUUGGCAUUGGGGGAUUUGGGAAGGUCUAUCGUGCUUUCUGGAUAGGAGAUGAGGUCGCCGUGAAAGCAGCUCGCCAUGACCCCGAUGAGGACAUCAGCCAGACCAUAGAGAAUGUUCGCCAGGAGGCCAAGCUCUUCGCCAUGCUGAAGCACCCUAAUAUCAUCGCCCUUCGGGGAGUGUGUCUGAAGGAACCCAACCUCUGCUUGGUCAUGGAGUUUGCUCGUGGAGGGCCUUUGAAUAGAGUGUUAUCUGGGAAAAGGAUUCCCCCGGACAUCCUGGUUAACUGGGCCGUGCAGAUCGCCAGAGGGAUGAACUACUUACACGAUGAGGCAAUUGUCCCCAUCAUCCACCGUGACCUUAAGUCCAGCAACAUAUUGAUCCUCCAGAAGGUGGAGAAUGGAGACCUGAGCAACAAGAUCCUGAAGAUCACUGAUUUUGGCCUGGCUCGGGAAUGGCAUCGAACUACCAAGAUGAGUGCAGCAGGGACGUAUGCCUGGAUGGCCCCUGAGGUCAUUCGUGCCUCCAUGUUUUCCAAAGGCAGUGACGUGUGGAGCUAUGGGGUCCUGCUUUGGGAGCUGCUGACUGGUGAGGUGCCCUUCCGAGGAAUCGAUGGCUUAGCAGUUGCUUACGGUGUGGCCAUGAACAAGCUUGCUCUUCCCAUUCCUUCCACAUGCCCAGAACCUUUUGCCAAACUUAUGGAAGAUUGCUGGAAUCCCGACCCUCAUUCACGACCAUCUUUCACAAACAUCCUGGACCAGCUAACUACCAUAGAGGAGUCUGGUUUCUUUGAAAUGCCCAAGGACUCCUUCCACUGCCUGCAGGAUGACUGGAAACAUGAGAUUCAGGAGAUGUUUGACCAACUCAGGGCUAAAGAAAAGGAGCUCCGCACCUGGGAGGAGGAGCUGACGCGGGCCGCACUCCAGCAGAAGAACCAGGAGGAGCUGCUGCGGCGCCGGGAGCAGGAGCUGGCUGAGCGUGAGAUCGACAUCCUGGAGCGCGAGCUCAACGUCAUCAUCCACCAGCUGUGCCAGGAGAAGCCCCGGGUGAAGAAACGCAAGGGCAAGUUCAGGAAGAGCCGGCUGAAGCUCAAGGAUGGAAACCGCAUCAGCCUCCCUUCUGAUUUCCAGCACAAGUUCACGGUACAGGCCUCCCCCACCAUGGAUAAAAGGAAGAGUCUCAUCCACAGCCGGUCCAGUCCUCCUGCAAGCCCCACCAUCAUUCCUCGCCUUCGAGCCAUCCAGUGUGAGACUGUUUCCCAAAUUGUUGGGGCCAGAACACACCAGGGGCACCUGUACCCUGCUCUGUCCAGCCACCGACUGGUCCAGGCUUGCUCCAUCCAUAACUUCUGCCUCCUCUCCUCGACAAUGUGUAUAUACAUGCACAUAUUGACACCAGGUGAAAGCAGCAAAACCUGGGGCCGGAGCCCUGUCACCCCAAAGGAGGAGGGGGAAGAGGAGGAGAAGAGAGCCCCCAAGAAGAAGGGACGAACCUGGGGGCCAGGUACGCUUGGGCAGAAGGAGCUUGCCUCAGGAGACGAAGGCCUCAAGUCCCUGGUAGAUGGAUACAAACAGUGGUCAUCCAGUGCCCCCAACCUGGGGAAGGGCCCAAGGAGUAGCCCAGCGCUGCCAGGGUUCACCAGCCUUAUGGAGAUGGAGGAUGAGGACAGUGAAGGCCCGAGGAGUGGGGAGAGUCGCUUACAGCAUUCGCCGAACCAGUCCUACCUCUGUAUCCCGUUCCCUCGUGGAGAGGAUGGGGAUGGUCCGUCCAGUGAUGGAGUCCAUGAGGAGCCCACCCCAGUCAACUCAGCCAACAGUACCCCUCAGCUGACUCCGACCAACAGCCUCAAGCGGGGCGGUACCCACCACCGCCGCUGUGAGGUGGCUCUGCUUGGCUGCGGAGCUGUUCUCGCAGCCACAGGCCUAGGGUUUGACUUGCUGGAAGCUGGCAAGUGCCAGCUGCUUCCCCCGGAGGAGCCCGAGCCGCCAGCCCGGGAGGAGAAGAAGAGGCGUGAGGGUCUUUUUCAGAGGGCCAGCCGUCCUCGUCGGAGCACCAGCCCCCCAUCCCGGAAGCUCUUCAAGAAGGAAGAGCCCAUGCUGUUGCUAGGAGACCCCUCUGCCUCCCUCACGCUGCUUUCUCUUUCUUCCAUCUCUGAGUGCAACUCCACCCGCUCCCUGCUGCGUUCCGACAGUGAUGAGAUUGUGGUGUAUGAAAUGCCUGUCACCCCAGUUGAGGCCCCGCCCCUGACCCCCUGUACCCACAACCCCCUGGUCAACAUCCGAGUGGAGCGCUUCAAGCGGGACCCUAAUCAGUCCCUGACUCCCACCCAUGUCACCCUUACGGCCCCCACACAGCCCAGUUGGCACCGGCGGACUCCUUCUGAUGGGGCCCUCAAGCCAGCGGCUCCCCCAGCCAGUAGGAGCCCCUCCAGCAAUGGGUUGAGCCCCAGCCCUGGAGCAGGAAUGUUGAAAACCCCCAGCCCCAGCCGAGACCCAGGUGAGUUCCCCCGUCUCCCUGACCCCAAUGUGGUCUUCCCCCCAACACCACGGCGCUGGAACACACAGCAGGACUCUGCCUUGGAGAGACCCAAGACCCUGGAAUUUCUGCCUCGGCCGCGUCCUUCUGCCAACCGGCAGCGGCUGGACCCUUGGUGGUUUGUGUCCCCGAGCCACGCACGCAGCGCCUCCCCGGCCAACAGCUCCAGCGCGGAGACGCCUAGCAACCCGGACUCCUGCUUCGCCAGCAGCGGCAGUACCGCGGAGGAGCGGCCUGGACUCCCGGCCCUGCUCCCGUUGCGGGCGGGGGUGCUGCCCCCUGCUGAGCGGACGCUUCUGGACCUGGACGCAGAGGGCCAGAGUCAGGACAGCACUGUGCCGCUAUGCAGAGCUGAGCUGAGCGCACACAGGCCUGCCCCUUAUGAGAUCCAGCAAGAGUUCUGGUCUUAAGCGUGAAAAUCUGUCAGGUGGGCAAGGGGGAGGCAGGAGGAGAUGGGGGAGCUGGCUGGCACAGCCCUUUCCCAGAGCUGGACCCCCGAGAUCCAGCUCUACUUCUUGCACUGAUAAUGCACUUUGAAGAUGGAAGGGAUGGAAGCAGGGCCACUUCAGAGGGUCUCCUGCCCCUGCAGGGCCAUUCUACCCAUUCUGUCCACUGGAAGGGCUGUGACCAUCAGCUCUGGUUGUGUAGGGGAGGAAGGGGUGCAUGCAUGUCCCCCACCCUCCACAGUCUUCCUCGCCUUUAGGGUGACCCUGCAGAGUCACUCAGCCAAUCUGUCUGCUGCUCCCUCUCCCCAGCCCCCUAGGUAUGCCCAGAGCCUGUCUGGGGUCCCUUUGUUAGCCCUGUGUUCAUCCUUCCCAAACACACCAGUAUUGGAUGUUCAGUGAUUGAUUUUGUCCCUCUUCCACAUCUUCCCCAACACCCAUGAAUCAGAAUCUCGUUUGGUAUGAGAGAUGAGCUUCUCUGUGUGCUGAGCCCUUUCAUUCCAGCUAGAGGGCUGAAGGCAGAGUGCCCCAGCAUGGGAUGGAGGAGUUCCCCACUUCCAGGUGCCCCACUUACUUAUUUGAGCCUUUGGGUGGUAAGGGGACCUGCCUCAGUGAGAACGUGGGGGAGGGGAAGAAGUCAGGAUGAUUGAGUUGAGCUGCAAUAAAGAGGGUAACAGCUUGUCUGUCCUUGUUCCUUUUGGAAUCACCAAAGAAGGGCAGAAAGCAGCACCUGUUGAUGGCACUUAUCUCCUCCCUGGGUUCCAGACAUGGUCAGACUAGGUUCGGGUACAAACAUGCUCAUCCCAGGCAUAGUUUCUAGGGAGCCUCCUCACUCACUGGUUCCAGUUCUGAAGCUGGAGGCAAAGUUCCUGUGUUUGUCCCCUUCGUUGUCUGAUCUCUGUGCUGCUGCCUUCCCUUGCCGUUUCCUCCAAUCCCUGGAAUUAGUGGAUUUGACUUUGGGUUAUAUGUUUGGUUGGUAUUUAUCUGUGCACUGCACCAGAAUAGCAUAUUGGUUGGGGCAGGGCAGCUCACUGGGAGGUGGGACUGAGGGGAUUCCUUCUUGCCCAGGCCAUUCAUUCCACGAUGCCCUGGGAGUAAAGUGCAGCCAUCAGUGGGACCUUCUGAAAAUGAUGUGCUGAGGCAAUGUCUGUAAGGGGCUUAGGGAGCCACUGAUGUAUAGUGACCUUCAAGUCCCAAGCACUGGCGUGACCAAGGCCUCUUACCUCUGCACAGAGGGCCUCUAAUGCUGGGCUCUGGACCAUGAACUGGGUAGGAGGGACAACAGUGGCCCAACCCUGACUUUUCUGGAAUCUGUUGCCUGAGCUGGAAGGUUGAGCUACUUCUGGAGCUUUCUCAUGUGUAUCUUCACCAUUCCAUAUACUCUAAGGCCUCCUGUGUCAAGUAUGGGCAGUUGUCUUUGUGUGGGAAUGACAACUUGAUUGGAAGUAGAGUCCUUAGAUCAUGAUUCUUCCCUCUCAAGACUCUCAGUGUUGCUCCACUGUCUCUUACCAUGAAGUACUCCCCUGGAGAUGUUGGAGGCCCACCUGCAGGCUCCUUGCGUUUGCUGCCCGGAUUCCAGAUGGGGGAGCGGCCAAACUGGCCCAAGUGGUGCGUCUGGUCACUGCUGUCUGUCUAUGGUGGGAAAAAGAGGUGAGGUGACCUUGGUUACAGAUUGUUCCUUAUUUCAUGAGCCCACUGGCCCUUUGGUUUAAGGGUCCCCCACCUAGUCUUGGAUGCAGAGGCACUGUGGGGUUUAUUGCCCAUGGUUUUGUUGCUGCAUCCCCCCUCUCUCCUCUUCUUGGUUUAGCGAGGACAUAUGUAAGAGAUUAUUUUUGCCCCCUCCACCUGCUCCUCAGCUAGGAAGGAGAAAAAUGUGAAUCCUGUUAGUUUCAGAUGACCAAAUGACUUGUCUUCAUUUUUGAUGGGGAGAGGAGCACAGAUGGUCUUUUCUGUGCCCCUCCCCUGGACUCUCUAUAGCCCCAGUCCCUAAGCUACUGGCAUAUCUAUCAACUAUUGGCCCCACUAAAUGGCCCUUUGCUGGGGCACAGCCUGCAGCAUAGUGCGAGCUGUGCUGGCUCUGGACAGUGCACUGAGGUCUGAGGCGGGGAGCUGGCCUUUGCUCAUCUACCUGUUGUCCUUUUGUCAGGGUGCAGCCAUCUGCCUUGGAAGCGGUAGUGUAACUGAUGUAGUAUAGACAAAAUGAUGGCCAGCUGCCAUCGAGGAAGAGGCUGAGCACAGUCCUCACUCACCCAGCCAGGAGGAGUAAGGGAAGACAGGGUCUCUGCUAAGGAGAGGAUUGUACCUGCAAAAGGCAGAAGCAGAGUUAUUCUGAAGAUGCCUCUGUGAGCUUCCACAAAGACCGAAGAGUUACCAUCUCAGCUCCUCCAAACCUGGUCUCCGAUGGGCCCCUGAUGCCACACGGUCUGGGUGGGGGACGCGGCAGGAUGGGAUUAGAGUCCUAUAUAGUAACAGGUCUGAGCUGCUUCCUGGGUCUCUGUCCCUGGUCAGGAGCAGACCUUGAAGCUGGGAUCAAGCCUCUGCUGGGUCCAGAGCCGCCUCCCCUUUCCUCUUUCCUUCUUUUUCCUCAGAGACUCUGCCCUGCUCUCAGCAGGUGUUCACGGCAGGUGUUCACCACGUAGAGGGCAGUGAGAGGAAGCACCCACUGCCCUCUUCCCUUCUUGGAUCCUUCAUCUCCUUCCGCCUUCUGUCUGCCUCCUUGGGGAGCCAGGCCACCUCCAGGGGCUGAGUACAUGUCCCAGUUGUCCUCACGGGUUAUUUCUAAGACGGGUUCAUGGAUGCUCUUUGCAUCCUUUAGUGUCCUGAGGGUUUGGUAGUGAUAAUGACAAAACCUUAUAUUUGGAUGAUGUGGGAUAGUGCUAAUAUUUCCUCCUUUUACAAAAUCACAUCAUUUUCCUUCUACAGUUGAUAUACUUGCUGGUAGAGAAGGGGAAAUGUUUAAAGAUGAAGAUGCAAGUGAAGAGAAAUUGAAAAGCUGCUUGGGCUGAUUGCUGAGUUGGGCACAAGGCUCUGAGACCUGAGCAAGUUGGCCUAGUGCCCCAGUCUGCCUUUGCUGUCUGACCCCAGGCUUGUCUCUGCGCCUCUCAAAUUUCCUUCCUGUAAAAGCAACCUGCAACCUGCUUCCCUCACCCAGACAAUGAGAUAUCAGAGGGUCAGAGAAGCAUGUGGCUUCCUGCGGGGGACAAGGAUGAAUCACUGAAGUUGACUGUGGUUCUCAUCAACUUUGCCCAGGGCAUUUGCCUGCUGUUUUCCAUUUGGUUUUUGGAAAUGGAGUGAUUUGGAGGUAGUUUAGCAAGAUUAAUGGGGUCAGGCACAGGCUUCUCUGCAUUUAUGUAGCACCUGGUGUUUACAAGCAUCCUUAUUCCCACACUUAGCUUGCUAUGCCUCUCAUCCCCACCACUAGUGUGUUACAGAGGAGGGAAUGGGAGAUGGGGAGGCUGGAGGCAGCAUCGGAAGGACAGUUUGGGGCCUCUGACUUCUUGGAGUCCUUCCCAGAGUCUGAUUUAUUUAGAGACUGGAAUCAGGCCAAUUCCUGGAAGAUCUUUGGGAAAGGGCCUGCUGCCCCUGGACAUGUGUCAUGGUGUGGGGUUCCUCACAGGCCCCUCUUCCCUCAGGCCGAGGCUGCUCUGGGAUACAGUGACACGCCCAAGGGCACCGGGCCUGACUUGGCAACACUGGCUCCCCCAAUUGCACGUUGGUGGCCUCCUCCCUGCCCUCCCGGCACGUUUAAGUCCGCCUGUGCCUGUGGCUCGGGUGUGCGAGGGCCCCAGGCAGGCAGGUCAGAAACACCAGAGGCAUCUCGGGGGAGGGGGGGUGGGGGGAGGUUGGGGGAAGGAGCAGAUGGCUGCCGUUCUGUGGUGCCUCUCUUCUGCCAGACAAAUCAUCGUUUCCUUAGAUCAGGAAUGCAGGUGCCUGCAGAUCCACAUCAGGGAGGAAAACCCUCUGCCACUUCUGGGGCAUCCUGGGUCCUGGCUUUUUCCCAGCCCGGCUGCCUGGGUGCCCGUCACUGGCACUGGUGUUGGGAAGCAGGAGGCAGGCCUGGCUGAAGGAGGCUAAUUCACAGGUUAGUCUGACCCUGCCUUCUGGUUGGUGCUGUGAGCCCCUCCUCUGCUUCUCUUCACUGAGUAUUUUCCAUUCAUCCUGAAGAGAUAUUGACAGGCCCCGCCCCCUCCUGUGUCCAUAUCUGGGCUUGGGCCUGGAAGCACCCUGGCCUCCCUGGGCUCACUCUUUAAUCUGGAGCCAGUGGGACUGGUCCUUCCUGCUACUUACUGCCCCUAUUUCCGUGCGGCCUCUGCCAGUCACCUUGCUUUGGGUCUUUAGCACAGGACUGCAGCUGAAAAUAGAAAAGACCGUUUGUCAUAAUUAACAUGCCCUCGGCACCCAGUUGUUGCAAAGAAGGGAAGUGAUGAACUUGUUAACCUUAUCUACUUUUCCUCACUCCAUCCUAAACACACAUGUGCACAUGCUCAUGCUCAUGCACACGCGCUCAUGCUCAUGUACACACACUCAUGCUCACAUGCACGCGCACAUGCUCACACAGAUGGAGUCAGAUUAUCUGUAUAUUCUAGAGGAUUAAGGAAAGGUGUUGGAGGUGGGUUUUACUUAGUUCACAGAGAAGUUACUUUGGGAUUUUCCUCCCUGUUAGAGCCUUGGAGUCUAAGUAAACUGAAAGUCCACAUACUUUUGUUUGUUUUGUUGCUCUGUAUUUAGCUACUAGUUUUGAUCCCUAGGCCAUCCCUGCUCUGGUGUCGUGUCCAUGUGUCCUGACCCUGUGUCUUUGAAUUCCCAUUUUGCUUUGGGAUUUAAGUUAUUGUAAUUUGUCAACAAUAUUUAAAAAUAGAAAAGUCCUGAAGGAAGCAUCAGGUUCUUUUCUUUGGCUUUUGUUUUUUCAAGGUACUGUAAAUUGUUACUAGGGAUGCCAAGCAGGCUUGGUUCAAUGCUACACCUCUUACUGUAUUACAGUGUAAUGCCGAUCUCAGCCUGGUCUCACCACCAGAGCACACACAGACUUGAAUAAAACUCCAAUAACAAUGA
Molecule: messenger RNA, 8799 nt
Organism: Manis pentadactyla (Chinese pangolin)
Lineage: Eukaryota; Metazoa; Chordata; Mammalia; Pholidota; Manidae
Gene: MAP3K9
Product: mitogen-activated protein kinase kinase kinase 9
Exons: 11
Coding region: 331-3714 (1127 amino acids)
Biological process (GO): protein phosphorylation
Molecular function (GO): ATP binding; JUN kinase kinase kinase activity; protein binding
Source: RefSeq, a predicted model, not a curated record